Rosa chinensis is the source of this 2193-nucleotide messenger RNA. RefSeq names its product ATP-dependent DNA helicase pif1-like. NCBI's taxonomy places the organism in Eukaryota, Viridiplantae, Streptophyta, Magnoliopsida, Rosales, Rosaceae. Gene Ontology annotation, molecular function: DNA helicase activity. Bases 171 to 1883 code for a protein of 570 amino acids. The record is from RefSeq and is a predicted model, not a curated record. Gene Ontology annotation, biological process: telomere maintenance; DNA repair. The transcript has a single exon.
UUUACUUGCGUGUUCUUCUUAAUCAUGUUCGAGGACCUAAGUCAUUUGAGGAUUUAAGGACAGUUGAUGGGGUCUUACAACCGACAUUCAAGAAAGCAGUUGAAGAACGUGGUUUGUUAGAAGAUGACGAAAGUAUUAGACAAUGUCUACGUGAGGCCUCUAAUAUACGUAUGCCGUCAUCUUUAAGAAGAUUGUUUGUCACCAUCCUGGUUUAUUGCAUGCCCCAUGGAGUACGCAGUUUGUGGGAUGAAUUUUAUCCAUUCAUGAUAGAGGAUUAUCCUUCUUCGAGCACCACGGACAAUGUACAUAUCACAAAUAGACUUUUACGAGACUUGAACGAGUUGUUGGUGCAGUACAGUAAGUCCGUCUUUGAUUAUGACUUGCCAGAAAUGACUCAAGAUGGUGGUGAAAAUUCUUCAAUGCCAAGGCUAAUACAAGAUGAAAUUUCAAUUAACAUUCCUCAAGAAGACCGGGAUGCAGUUCAUCAUUUGAAUGAGGAUCAAACUUUUGCAUACAAUUCCAUAAUAUCUGCUAUUGAGUGUCAUGACAAUGCCAUAUUUUUUGUUGAUGGUCCAGGAGGAACUGGAAAGACAUACUUAUAUCGUGCAUUAUUAGCAAGCUUGAGAAGCAAUGAUCAUAUUGUAUUGGCAACAGCAACUUCUGGCAUAGCAGCAAUAAUACUACCUGGUGGGAGGACGGCACACUCUAGGUUUAAAAUUCCCCUUCAUCUUGAUGCAUCUUCAACAUGUUGUAUUAGUAAACAAUCUGAUUUAGCAGAGUUGAUAAGAAAGUCAUCGGCAAUUGUUUGGGAUGAAGCACCAAUGAUGAAUCGAUAUGGGUUUGAAGCUCUUGAUCGAACAUUUAGAGACAUAACAAGUGUCGAUUUGCCAUUUGGAGGAAAGGUGAUGAUCUUCGGGGGUGAUUUCCGACAAGUUCUUCCUGUUAUCCAUAAGGGUACGAGAUCUGAGAUGGUGCAAGCCAGUUUGAUUAAUGCUUCAUUUUGGAAGGAUGUGAAGAUUCUUCGUUUGACACAGAAUAUGAGAUCCAUCAACGAUCCAGAUUUCUCAGAGUUCUUACUUCGUGUUGGUAAUGGAGAACAACCAACUGUGGUUGAAGACAUAAUACAAAUACCUUGGCCCAUGAUCAUACCAUGGGAGAAUGAAGAAUCAAUCAACCAGUUGGUUAAUCAAGUCUUCCCUAAUUUGGAUCGUCAUGUAAAUGAUGCCGGGUACAUGGUUGAAAGAGCAAUAAUUACUCCAAAAAAUGAUGAUGUUGACGUACUCAAUGAAAGAAUCAUACAACACUUUCCAGGGCCUGAACGAAUCUUAUACUCUUUCGACUCAGUUGAGGAUGACACCAGAAAUAUGUAUCAACAAGAAUUUUUAAAUUCGAUUUCACCUUCUGGUAUGCCGCCACAUCAGUUGAUUAUAAAGAAAGGUGCCCCAAUUAUGCUUUUGAGGAAUAUUGACCCAAAGAUGGGGUUGUGCAACGGUACAAGAUUGACUUGCCGCGGAGCAUAUAACAAUCUAAUUGAUGCAGAGAUUUUAACAGGACAUUUUUCGGGAACUAGAAUUUUCUUGCCAAGAAUCGCUCUUAAGAGUGCCGAAAGUUCUGGACUCCCGUUUGAGAUGACAAGAAAGCAGUUCCCCGUAAAGUUGAGUUUUGCACUUACCAUAAAUAAAUCACAAGGCCAGACAAUACCAAAUGUUGGUAUUUACCUUCCUGAUCAUGUGUUCAGCCAUGGACAGCUGUACGUGGCUUUAUCGAGAGGAGUUUCAGAGGCAAGCACCAAAGUUUUGGUAAAAAAAGGUUCAUUAGAGGGUGAGGAAGGGGUAUUCACAGCAAACGUUGUGUAUAAAGAAAUUUUGCUUCCUUCCACAUAAUGCAAUUUUAGAAGGUACCUAAGACAAUUGAUUAUUUUUUUUAUAAAAGAAAUUUUUUUUAGUUGAUAAAGCUGCAUAUUUAAGACAUUUAUAUUUUUCAGGACACCAUGAGAUUGCUAAUCUUAAGAGCCGCAAGGAAGAUAACUUUUCAAAGGAAAAAGAAUCUGUGAAUGCAAGUGUGUAGAAACUGGUCUUCAUGUUACGGUGAUCAUAAUACUUUUUAUUAUAUUUUUAAAGCUUUUUGUAUUGGCAGCAUUAUAUAAGGUACUUAUAUUUUGUUAGUUUUUUUUUUCUUAUCAUUGUCAUUUGU